Messenger RNA from Ogataea polymorpha, 1431 nucleotides. RefSeq lists its product as uncharacterized. The transcript has a single exon. Gene Ontology annotation, biological process: regulation of transcription by RNA polymerase II; regulatory ncRNA-mediated heterochromatin formation; RITS complex assembly. The coding region runs from base 1 to 1431 and encodes 476 amino acids. Gene Ontology annotation, cellular component: SAGA complex. The record is from RefSeq and is a predicted model, not a curated record. Lineage: Eukaryota; Fungi; Ascomycota; Pichiomycetes; Pichiales; Pichiaceae.
AUGUCAAGUUCUGGACCUGCGAUUGAGGUGUCCACAGAAUUGAAGCAGAACGUUUUUGGCGAAGACCCAGUGAUACCCGAAUUUGCCAAAGAUACCCAAUCUGGCAGUUCUUUCGCAAACAUUACUCAGUGGAAAGAGCUCGGUGCAUAUUUAGAGGGCUUACAAAGAAUCACACCUGGUUCCUCUGACUCAGAAAACAGCGAUCUACAAUCCAAAAAUCCGCUCUCCAGACCGGUUGUGUAUCGUAUUUGCAACCAUUGCGACAGACCUAUCUUGGAGAAAUAUUUAGCAGAUCAUCUCAAGAGCUGCGAGCAGGAAAAACGUAACAAAACCUUAACGGCAGAAAAAUCCAAUACCGCCAUUACGAAUAACGCCAUGAAGAAACGGCGGUUGGACGAAGCUGCAGAAAAUCUGUCAAGCUCACUUAACUCUCCGGAUGUUGAGGAAAACAAAAUGAACGGUGCCAACGGGGCGUCCAAAAAGCAGAAAGUCGCGAAAGUGCCCAAGGAAAAGAAAGUCAGGAAAAGCGUCAAGCCAAAAAUUACCGGAAAGCCAAAGGGACCUGUUGAUGUGGAGAAACAGUGUGGUGUCCCGCUGCCGAACGGUGGUUUCUGUGCGCGGUCCUUGACCUGUAAGACGCAUUCCAUGGGAGCCAAACGAGCCGUUCCGGGGAGAAGCGCGCCGUACGACCAGCUGCUUGCUGCGUAUCAGCGCAAGAACCAGGCUAAAAUCGGUGCUGCUGCUGCUGCUGCUCAGCAAGCUCAAGACGACCUUAUGCAUGGUUCGUCUGUUCCGCUGGACGACGAAGAGGAGACACAUCAGGUUUUGGAUGGCGUGACGAGAUCGACGCCAUGGCCUUUGGAGCGGAAAGUGAUAAUGCCUACUAAAAUACGCAACUCAUUUAUUCGCAUGAGAGAAAUGUUUGCUGGUGCUAUACUGCCUAGAAUGCCGUCCAAUCCGCUGGGACAAAUGCAAGGGCGUACUGCGGUCGUGGACACAGAGAAAACCACUGAGUACGUUUUCCCUGUGCGGUCUCAGCAUCAACGGAUGGCACCCUCGACGCAGGUGCGGUCGGCCGCACCUAUGGCCAAGCCAAGUCCCCAGGGUGCCGUUGAUGUUCAUUCGCAAAUCUCGGCCCAGGCCCAGCUGCUCGCUCAGCAGCAGCAGCAGCUCAGACUUGCCCAGGCCAAGAAACAGCAGCAACAAGCACAGAUGCAAGCUAAAUACCAGGCCCAGCAGCUGGCUGCAGGGGUCGUUCCUCAGCAGGAUAAACACAUGCAAUUGACUCCGCAGCAACAGCAGCAGAUGAUGAUGAGGCGGCGGAUGUAUUUGCAACAGCAGUCGCAACAACUGCGGCAACAACAGCAGCAGUAUAUUAACCCCCAGUACAAGAGUCAACAGGAGAUGAUGAUGAAUCAACGCCAGCAAUAG